UAAUAUAUAUGCAAAAUGAAAGUAACAUCGUGUGUCAUGUGUGCUUUGCGUAAUUUUCCAGACUUGAAGGACGUUUUCGAACUUUUUGACUUCUGGGAUGGUCGUGAUGGAGCUGUCGAUGCCUUCAAGCUCGGCGAUGUGUGCAGGUGUUUGGGAAUCAACCCCAGGAACGAUGACGUAUUCGCCGUAGGAGGCACACACAAAAUGGGCGAGAAGUCCCUUCCCUUCGAAGAAUUCCUCCCCGCCUACGAGGGUCUCAUGGAUUGUGAACAGGGAACAUUUGCCGACUACAUGGAGGCUUUCAAGACCUUCGACAGGGAAGGACAGGGAUUCAUCUCCGGGGCCGAGCUUAGGCACGUCCUCACCGCGUUAGGCGAGAGAUUGACAGACGAAGAAAUUGACGAAAUCAUCAGUUUGACAGAUUUGCAGGAAGAUCUUGAAGGAAACGUGAAAUACGAAGACUUCGUAAAGAAAGUGAUGGCCGGUCCAUACCCAGACAAAUAGACGAUCGCCGCAUUCGAAAAUAAAAUGUGAAGCCGUUUCCAAGAGUAAAAUUGACAUUUUUUGUAAAAAGAAAUUUCGUUUCAUCGUUCUGUCAAAAGUUCAAGGGUAGGUCUUACAAGAUGCUGCCAGCUUCCGAGUCAUCCAUAUGCUUAGAUACAACGAACAACAAAAAGAAUAGAAACAAAAAUGCCGUCAGCUUUCAGUGCCAGAAAUAAGAUCUUAUUAUAACAACAACAACAACAACAACA
Molecule: messenger RNA, 752 nt
Organism: Mizuhopecten yessoensis (Yesso scallop)
Lineage: Eukaryota; Metazoa; Mollusca; Bivalvia; Pectinida; Pectinidae
Product: myosin, essential light chain, adductor muscle-like
Exons: 4
Coding region: 16-504 (162 amino acids)
Cellular component (GO): muscle myosin complex
Molecular function (GO): calcium ion binding
Source: RefSeq, a predicted model, not a curated record